This is a messenger RNA of Prunus persica (peach), 1662 nucleotides long. RefSeq lists its product as uncharacterized. NCBI's taxonomy places the organism in Eukaryota, Viridiplantae, Streptophyta, Magnoliopsida, Rosales, Rosaceae. The coding region runs from base 200 to 1372 and encodes 390 amino acids. The record is from RefSeq and is a predicted model, not a curated record. The transcript is spliced from 12 exons.
AAGUGACGCAAGUCAUCCCUGUGACUCUCUGUCAGGUAGAACACAACUACAGAGCGGCAGAUCACGGAGUGAAGUCAUCAUAGCUCGUCACCAUAACCAACCACACUUUGCUACCUCCUAGCUGCCUCUAGCUGCUAUUCUCCUACUCAUAUUAUUGGUUACAGAGAGAGAGAAGCAAAAACUCACAAAUCAAAUCGAAAUGCUCCGCGAUGGAGAAGAAACCCCCUCCAGAUUCGAAUUGUUGAGCAUGGUGAAGAAGCAUUCGAGCUUGUUAGGGAAAACCGUAGUUGACGCGGACGAUGUUUCCGAUGUCGAAAUGGACCACAAAUUUUGGCAUGAUGUAUUGGAUUUGUAUUUCAUUCGUGGCAAGGACUCCAGGGGACGCCAGGACGAUGAUCUCGUGUUCUUUGUCAGAAAAUUGAGCUCUUAUGGGCAUGGUUCCAGUGACGAAAGUGUUUCUCCUUACUUUGUACGCAGGUGGGCACCUAAGUUGGAUAAUUUGAUCGGUGAAAAUAAUGUGGAGGUGGAUUGGAGGCGUUCGUAUUACUUGAACUUGAUUGCUCACACUUCAUUUACUGUCACAGUGGCUAUUUGCAGUCAUCAGGACCUUCGGAAUCAUCAAGCUGAGCAGGGUACACCAUUAUCUCCAAUAUAUAAGGUCGUAAAGACUGUUUAUGCAUCUCCAAGCCGUGUCAAUUUUCAAUUGGACUCAAGAAAGGAAGUGGAGACAACACCUGCUUAUCCAGAUAUUUGUUUCGCAAUCGAUGACUUCGACUCCACUUUUGAUGCUGUGGUCUUGACUGAAACGGACCAUUGCUAUUGUGUAAUUCUCAAUGCACAUGAUGGGGCAGCAUUUCCCAGGGUAAAGGAAGAAGAUGGUUGCAGUUCCAGUGAUAGUUCCUCUUUGAGGGUCGAGACUAAUUCUUCAAAGACAAAAAAUACUAAGCUGACUCUUUUUUCAGGAUUUGUCAGCUAUCAAAUGGUUCGAGAUGCAUAUGAUGCUGGCAAGUCUCGAUUUGGGAACCUUCUUGGUCAUUCCCCUGGCAAACAAGACAGACUUUACAUGAAAGGUCCUGGAGGACGUGGUGAAGUUGAAGUAGCUGUUUCCGGUGUUGCAGAUCAAAGCCAACAAGAUCUAGGUCCUUUUUCACCUGUUAUAUCCAAGCAAGGAUUUGGAAUUGGCUCCAUUGUUCGUAAAGCGGCUUCUGUUGCAUCUGUUGCUGCAAAGAAUGCCUAUGCAGCUGCUGCUUCUAGCCAUAGUUUUGAUGAUGAGAUGGUACCUCUCAAAUGCUGCUUAAUGUCCAUUACAUUACCCUGGGAACACAUUGCAUAUGAUCUUCUCUUUAAGGGUACUCCUCCAGUAAACUUGUAAGCAUGCAUCUUAUGUACUUCUCACUGGUGAUGAAUAUCAUAAAUGAGUAUGCACCUGCAAGAGGCAAACGUGAGACGAACAGAGAUGUCCUGUGAUCAUUGUAAAGAUUGUAAUCCACUUGUAUAUGGAGACCUCUUGCUCUCCGUAUGCGCAUACGGUGCUGGCCUAGAGCCGUUUGUAAUUAAAUGUAUUGUACAACACUAUUUUUUUCUCUCUUUUUUGUUUCUGUUUACAAAACUCAGCAACAUCUUCAUGAUCAAUAUACUUUUCCUUUCCAGGUUCAGUGAACA